This is a messenger RNA of Paramuricea clavata, 396 nucleotides long. The record is from the annotation of a GenBank genome assembly. Lineage: Eukaryota; Metazoa; Cnidaria; Anthozoa; Malacalcyonacea; Plexauridae.
AUGAGCGAAGCAAAGCCGAUUCCUGUGGAGGAAAAACCAUCGAAUAUUCAACCGAAAGCGAACAGUUUACCACGGGAAAAAACCGCCCUUUCAAGAGUGUCAUCUUCGCCCGUGUUUGUCGGAGAUGCGCCGAGCAUCGGCGCCACUCUUCGACGACGAAGCGACAUACUUUUUCACUCGAACGAACAACUUCCCAAAGAUGAAACGGAUUCAGGACGACGAUCUAAUAUAUCGACAUCUUCCGAGGACGAGGAGAGGAAUCGAAGUGCCAGUACCACGUCGCCUGAUCAACCUAGCAUAGAUGCCUGGCUACAAUGGCGAAAGAAUAAAAACAACCGACGCAAUUCAUUACCAGUUGUGAACUAUGGUAGUUCGCUUCAUGGCACUUCGGUGUGA